Messenger RNA from Effrenium voratum, 5566 nucleotides. Lineage: Eukaryota; Dinophyceae; Suessiales; Symbiodiniaceae. The record is from the annotation of a GenBank genome assembly.
CAUGCUGAUGGUGCUGGACACGCAGAACACACGGACUACGCGGAACACGCAGGACCCGCUGCUGCUGGCGACUGGCUGCUUUCGGGAUUUGCUUUGUCACUGCUGGGAUUGCAGAUGACAGGCUAAUAUCAAACAUGUCGAAAGCACCGAUGUGUGGAGACACGCAGUUGCAUCGGCUCCGGCCAUCGCAAAGACGUGCUCCAGCGUCAGCAUGAGUCUUCCACCGGAGAUCAGUGAAUGGCUGCACCUGAAAAAAAUGCCGAAGCAGUAGAUCGAUUGCCCAGGUGUCUUCUUCGUCUUCUCCAUGAGUUGCUUGCGUCUGGAACGCAGACUUGCCCGGAAUCAGGGCCGCCAGGGGUCUUGCUUCGGCUCUUUGGAGACGGCUGCUGGACUGCAAUCUGUACAUGGGCUGACACGGAUGCCAAUACUUAGGCGGCUAUGUGAGCGUCGUGCAGAUGAUGAGGCUGGAGCGUUCCCCAAUACUUGGCGGCUACGUGUCGAUGAAGGAGGUGCAGCUGGAUACUGCGGUGAAGAUCCUUCAAGAUGCAGUGACGCUGGACAGCGAGGAUACGCUGGGCAGUUGGACAUGCAGGACAUGCUGAUGGUGCUGGACACGCAGAACACACCGAAUACGCGGAACACGCAGGACCCGCUGCUGCUGGCGAGUGGCUGCUUUCGAAAAGUGCUUUGUCACUGCUGGGAUCGCAGAUGACAGGCUAAGUCCAAAGCAUGUCAGAAGCACGGAUGUGUGGUUGGUUCACGCAAAUGCAUCGGCUCCGGCCAUCGCAAAGACGUGCUCCACAGCAUCAGCAUGAGUCUUCCACCGGAGAUCAGUGGAUGGCUGCACCUGAAAAACAUGCCGAAGCAGUAGAUCGAUUGCCCAGGUGUCUUCUUCGUCUUCUCCAUGAGUUGCUUGCGUCUGGAACGCAGACAUGCCCAGAAUCAGGGCCGCCAGGGGUCUUGCUUGGCAGGUCCCAAACUAGCCUUGGCAGUGGGCUAAGUGGUUCAAGGGGAAGCGGCUGUUUGGAGUGAUCGGCUGGCCGGGCUAGAACCUGUAGAUGGCCUGACAUGGAUGCCAAUACUUGGAGCUACGUGUGCGUCGUGAAGAUGAUGAAGGAGGCCGCAGCCGGAUACUGCGCUGAAGACCCUUUUACGAUGUGCUGGACAUGCUGCUGGAGAUGCAGGACAUGCUGAUGUUACUGGACGCGCAGAACACAUGGAAUACGCGGAACAAGCAGGACCCGCUGCUGCUGGCGACUGGCUGCUUUCGGGAAGUGCUUUGUCACUGCUGGGAUUGCAGGUGACAGGCUAAGUCCAAAGCAUGUCGGAAGCACUGAUGUGUGGAGUCACGCAGUUGCAUCGGCUCUGGCCAUCGCAAAGACGUGCUCCACAGCAUCAUGAGUCUUCCACUGAGGGAUCAGGGGAUGGCUGCAGAUCCAUUGCCUGGAGGAUGUCGCACCGUCUUCGUCAGGGCCUGCACUGGUUUUGCUUGCCAGGUCCCAAACUAGCCUUGGCUGGAAGCUGGUCCAGUGCUCUUUGGAGUGAACUGCUGCCCAUCUAGAACCUCUAGAUGGCCUGACAUGGAUGCCAAAUACUUGGCGGCUACAGGUGGGUCGCGCAGAUGAUGAAGGAGGACGCAGCCGGAUACUGCGCUGAAGACCCUGGAAGAUGCAUAGCUGCUGGACACCAUGGAUACGCUGGACAAGCUUGACAUGCAGGACAUGCUGGAUACGCAGAACGCGCGUUGCAUGCAGGACACGCUUGGGGUGCUGGACAUGCAGCACACGCUGCUGCACGCUCAGGAUGUUGUAUGCGAGACAUGCUAUGCGACUGGCUGCUUUCGGGAAGUGCUUUGUCACUGCUGGGAUUUCAGGUGACAGGCUAAGUCCAAAACAUGUCGAAAGCACCGAUGUGUGGAGUCACGCAGUUGCAUCGGCUCCGGCCAUCGCAAAGACGUGCUCCACAGCAUCAGCAUGAGUCUUCCACUGAGGGAUCAGGGGAUGGCUGCACCUGAAAAACACUGCGAGGCAGUAGAUCGAUUGCCCAGGAGCUUGUUUCAAGCGUAGUCGUCUGCUCCAUGAGGUGCUUGCGUCUUAACGCGGACAUGCCCAGCCAGAAUCAGGAGUGGUUCAAGGGGAAGCGGCUGUUUGGAAUGAACGGUUGGCUAGAACCUGUAGAUGGGCUGAAAUGGCUGUCAAUACUUGGAGCUACGUGUGCGUCGUGCAGAUGAUGAAGGAGGCCGCAGCCGGAUUCUGCGCUGAAGACCCUUUACGAUGCAGAGACUAGACACCGAGAUAUGCUGGACACGCUGCUGGACAUGCAGGACAUGCUGAUGUUGCUGGACACGCAGAACGCACGGAAUACGCGGAACACACAGGACCUGCUGCUGCUGGCGACUGGCUGCUUUUGGGAAGUGCUUUGUCACUGUUCGGAUUUCAGAUGACAGGCUAAGUCCAAAGCAUGUCGGAAGCACUGAUGUGUGGAGUGACGCAGUUGCAUCGGCUCCGGCCAUCGCAAAGACGUGCUCCACAGCAUCAGCAUGAGUCUUUCACUGAGGGAUCAGGGGAUGGCUGCACCUGAAAAACACUGCGAGGCAGUAGAUCGAUUGCCCAGGAGCUUGUUUCAAGCGUAGUCGUCUGCUCCAUGAGGUGCUUGCGUCUUAACGCGGACAUGCCCAGCCAGAAUCAGGAGUGGUUCAAGGGGAAGCGGCUGUUUGGAAUGAACGGCUGCCAGGCUAGAACCUGUAGAUGGCCUGACAUGGAUGCCACUACUUGGCGGCUACGUGUGCAUUGUGCAGAUGACGAAGAAGGCGGCACCGGAUGCUGCGCUGAAGACCCUUCAAGAUGCAUAGCUGCUGGACACGGUGGAUACGCUGGACAAGCUUGACAUGGAGGACAUGCUGGAUACGCAGAACGCGCGUUGCAUGCAGGACACGCUGGGUGCUGGACAUGCAGCACACGCUGCUGCACGCUCAGGAUGUUGCAUGCGAGACAUGCUAUGCGACUGGCUGCUUUCGGGAAGUGCUUUGUCACUGCUGGGAUUUCAGGUGACAGGCUAAGUCCAAAGCAUGUCGGAAGCACCGAUGUGUGGAGACACGCAGUUGCAUCGGCUCCGGCCAUCGCAAAGACGUGCUCCACAGCAUCAGCAUGAGUCUUCCACUGAGGGAUCAGGGGAUGGCUGCACCUGAAAAACACUGCGAGGCAGUAGAUCGAUUGCCAAGCAGGUUGUUUCAAGCGUAGUCGUCUGCUCCAUGAGGCGCUUGCGUCUUAGCGCGGACAUGCCCAGCCAGAAUCAGGAGUGGUUCAAGGGGAAUCGGCUGUUUGGAAUGAACGGCUGCCAGGCUUGAUCCUGUAGAUGGCCUGACAUGGAUGCCACUACUUGGCGGCUACGUGUGCAUCGUGCAGAUGAUGAAGAAGGCCGCAGCCGGAUACUGCGCUGAAGAUCCUUCAAGAUGCAGAGAUGCUGGACACCGUGAAUACGCCGGACAAGCUUGACAUGCUGGACAUGCUGACGGUGCUGCACGCAGAACUUGCGGAACAUGCAGGGGACGCUGGGGGGCUUAACAAGCAGAACACGAGGAACAUGCAGGAUGCUGCUGUUGUUGGACACGCUAGACUUGACUUGCUGGCAACUGGCUGCUUGCGGGAAGCUCUUCGUCACGGCUGCGAUUUCGGACAAUAGGCUAAGUCCAAAGCAUGUUGGAAACAACGACUGCGUAGUUGCAUCGGCUCCGGCCAUCGUGCUACUCAGCGUGAAGGUGGCUGAUGAAAAACACCGCGAGGCGGUAGAUCGAUUGUCCAGGAGGUUGCCGCUUGUGUCCGGAACGGAGUUCCCCACUGCCGCAGUGCGCGGUUGCCAAUACUUGGCGGCUACUUGUGCGUCCUGCAGGUGGAGGCGGCCGUGGGAUGCUGCGCAGAAGAUCCUUCAGGAUGUGAAGACGCUCGAGACACGGCUGGACAUGCUGGACAUUCGGGAGGCGCUGGACACGCACCUGCAGAGCCUGCAGGACCCGCAGCUGGUCACUGUGUGGAUCGCCAUCCAGAGCUGAUCCAGACCCUCCAUCUAGAUUUCUUUGGCUGCUUAGACGACGGAGAUGGAUAUGGCAUGGACUUCUGGACGUGGAGCGCGGCUGAACAUCGAGCUGGAGAUUCUCAAUAUGAUGGACAUAUGAGUGGGAGGAUUUGGAUGCAGGCUGAUGCGGAAUAUCGUGGAACUCUAAAAUCAUGGAGUCACCCAGUUGGCUCCGGUCAUCGCAACUGUGUGAUCCGCAAAUUCCCUAAAUCUUUUCGUUGUUUGGGCAAGUGCGGGUUUUUGAAGGGAUCCGAGUCAAUGUCAAUUGUCUCACCCAGUCCCAAGACUACGCUGUGCCUCAUGACGUACUUAUAAAAGUACUCUCCUGUCUUGCCACCCUUAUUGGAUGUAGUUCCCCGCAACAAGCUGUUGUGCUAGCAUUUUGGGCUAUAGCAGGCUAUAAUUGGCUUCAGGUUGGUAUGUGUAGCUUCGUAUUCUGAACAAAAACACCCGCAGCCACAUCAUUUGGCGCUUGUGCUGCUAUUCUAGAGCGCUUACAUGGCGGAGAUUGACUCCGCGCAUGCUGAAUGAAACAGCCGCACCGUCACUUCAUUCGGUGCCGUCCCUGCUGCUUCUACAGCACGGAGACGAGGGCGACUCGAUUGAAAUGCUUCCAGGAUGCGGAGCGGUGAGGAGCUGGAGAUGCCGGACAUGCUGAACAAAAUGCUGAGCAAGCACCUUGUGGCUUUCCUCCACGCCAAGGCCAAGAGCGAUUCUCCCCCAAAAAGAGUCCCAGAACCCCAGAUGUUCGUCUAAGGCAGGCUGAUCCGGUCCCCUGGAACCCGCAAGGGAGGGCCAAAUUCACCAGGGGCUUCUUGUAGUCUGGCGAUUGGAUGCUGGCAAACAGCAGGAACUUCCAUAGGAUUCGGACAUAGGCCGACGCGGAGCUCGAGCGCUAGAGUCAUGGAGUCGCGCAGUUGCAUGGCUCCGGCCAUCGCAACUGUGUGCUUCGCGGGGGGUUCGCGUGAAUUGCAUGUCAUGUGGCCCUUACAUUAUGCAGGCGCGGCCAUGAGCUGUGGUCUUUACGGUGCACAUGCUACAUGCCCCAUUCUCCUCACUGUUGCCGCUAGAUUCACCGGCAAGGACCUUCAUGAUGUUGCGCUUAGGGCGACAUGUACCGCAGGAAAUAUGCUGCAGCUGGCAGCAGCCCACAGAAGUUCAUGACAUGUGCUGCCGUUGCUAUAUCCACUGGCUGUCAGGAUCGUUGUGGAAACAGCAAUGUUACAGAUUUCAAUCGUGCCGUGUCAGAGGCACUGAUUAGAAGGAAAUAACGCGAUGUGGACAAACACAGCAAGCAACAAAGCAACUCGACAUUUUUGUUGUCUGCGACCAAGGGGCAAGUUGUAAUUGUCAAAUUCAGCGGAUUGGCCUCGCGAGCAAAAGCAUGUAUGCCAUGCGCUCUGUAAUGUUGGGCUUUCUUUGUAGUGCAUGCAGAUUGCAAUGCGGCGCUUGGGUGCCGUUAGAGCUAAUCACACUUGGUGAAUGAGAACCGAGC